Molecule: messenger RNA, 1810 nt
Organism: Otolemur garnettii (small-eared galago)
Lineage: Eukaryota; Metazoa; Chordata; Mammalia; Primates; Galagidae
Gene: ESR2
Product: estrogen receptor 2
Exons: 8
Coding region: 98-1690 (530 amino acids)
Biological process (GO): regulation of DNA-templated transcription; estrogen receptor signaling pathway; cellular response to estradiol stimulus
Cellular component (GO): nucleus
Molecular function (GO): sequence-specific DNA binding; nuclear estrogen receptor activity; nuclear receptor activity
Source: RefSeq, a predicted model, not a curated record
GUGUUAUACCUGUCUGUGAGUCUCUGAGAACAUUAUAAUGCCAUUUUGUGCAUAUUCUCACACAAGGAAUUCUCUCCAUUGUUAACCUAUUCAAGACAUGGACAUCAAAAAUUCACCAUCUAGCCUUAACUCUGCUUCCUCCUACAACUGCAGCCAACCCAUCCUACCCCGGGAGCAUGGCCCCAUAUAUAUACCCUCCUCCUAUGUGGACAGCUGCCAUGAAUACUCGGCCAUGACAUUCUAUAGUCCUGCUGUGAUGAAUUACAAUAUUCCCAACAGUGUCAGUAACUCAGAAGGUGGGCCUGGUCGGCAGACCACAAGCCCAAAUAUGUUGUGGCCAACUCCUGGACACCUCUCUCCUUUAGCAAUCCAUUGCCAAUCAUCACAUCUGUUUCCAGAACCUCAGAAGAGUCCUUGGUGUGAAGCAAGAUCACUAGAACACCCGUUACCCGUAAACAGAGAGACACUGAAAAGGAAGGUCAGUGGGAGCAAUUGCACCAGCCCUGUUAACAGCCCAAGUUCCAAGCGGGAUGCCCACUUCUGUGCAGUCUGCAGCGAUUACGCGUCGGGGUACCACUACGGAGUCUGGUCGUGUGAAGGAUGUAAGGCCUUUUUUAAAAGAAGCAUUCAAGGACAUAAUGAUUAUAUUUGUCCAGCUACAAAUCAGUGUACAAUAGAUAAGAACCGGCGGAAAAGCUGCCAGGCCUGCCGACUUCGGAAGUGCUACGAAGUAGGGAUGGUGAAGUGUGGCUCCCGGAGAGAAAGAUGCGGGUACCGCGUAGUGCCGAGACAGCGGUGUUCUGAUGAGCACCUGCGUUGCCCGAGCAAGGCCAGGAAGGGCGGCGGCCCGGCGCCCCGCGUGCGGGACCUGCUGCUGAGCGCCCUGAGCCCGGAGCAGCUGGUGCUGGCGCUGCUGGAGGCCGAGCCGCCCCGCGUGCUGGUGAGUGGCCCCGGCGGGCCCUUCACCCAGGAGUCCCUGAUGCUGUCCCUGACCAAGCUGGCCGACAAGGAGCUGGUACACAUGAUCGGCUGGGCCAAGAAAAUUCCGGGCUUUGUGGAGCUCAGCCUGCUGGACCAAGUGCGGCUCUUGGAGAACUGCUGGUUGGAGGUGUUAAUGGUGGGGCUGAUGUGGCGCUCCAUCGACCACCCCGGCAAGCUCAUCUUUGCUCCAGACCUUGUUCUGGACAGGGAUGAGGGGAAAUGCGUAGAAGGAAUUCUGGAAAUCUUUGACAUGCUCCUGGCAACGACUUCAAGGUUUCGCGAGUUAAAACUCCAACACAAGGAGUAUCUCUGUGUCAAGGCCAUAAUCCUCCUCAACUCCAGUAUGUCCCCUCUGGCUGUGGUGGCCCAGGAGGCUGAGAGCAGCAGGAAGGUGAUCCACUUGCUGAACGCGGUGACUGACGCGCUGGUCUGGGUAAUCGCCAGGAGUGGCCUCUCCUCCCAGCAGCAGUCAGCUCGCCUGGCUAAUCUCCUAAUGCUCUUGUCACACGUCAGGCACACCAGUAACAAGGGCAUGGAACAUCUGCUGAGCAUGAAGUACAAGAAUGUGGUCCCGGUGUAUGACCUACUGCUGGAGAUGCUGAAUGCCCACACACUUCGUGGGUACAAGUCCUCAGUCACAGGGGCUGAGUGCAGCCUGGCAGAGGACAAUGAGGACAAAGAGGGCUCCCAGAACCUACAGGCUCAGUGACACCCGGCCCUGCGGUGACUAGCCCCCCAGAGGAAGUUGAAGGCUGAAGAAGCAUGAACACCAGCAUGGCACGAUCCUGGGAUUGUCACCUUCCUACCGUGUGAUUUGCCCCUUAUUUGG